AUGGCCUGCGUGAGCUCCAGCCUGUGGUCUUCUGUCCAGUGUGUGUGCAGGGCCCCACCUCACCCUGAGGACGGGGAAUGGACAGCUGUGCACCGGCCUCUGACCUGGGGAAGGCUACCCGCAUGCACAGCCCUGGGGCUGGGUCUCUCCUGUCCCUUGUGUGUGUGGCAGAGCAGGGCGGCCGCAGACGGGGAUGGCUGGCAGCUGCUGCCCACCAUUGCAGAGUCCUGUGCCUUCAUGCAGGUGGGGUCUUGGCGUCCUCUGGACCCUUUGUUGGGAAACGGCAGCUGUGGGAGGGAUGCUUGGGCAGGCUUUAUGGCCCGGAUCCUGCAGUCCCUCUUGGUGCCGAUGAAGACGCUGGAGCAGCAGGUGAACCAAGGCCAGCAGGGCCCCUUGAGCAUGGUGCUGCUCAGCCAGGUGAAGGUGGCCCUGGAGCCAGCCCCAGCCCCGCACCCCAUCCUGCACCUGCAGCCCCAGCAGCUCCUGCAGUUCCAGCAGUGGCACCUGCUGCAGCAGCCCUACUCUCCACCCCUGCUGUACCCAUUCCCGGCACCACAGGCCCACCUGCACCAGUUCCCCCAGCAGCCCCAGCCGCCCCUGCAGCAGCAGCUUGCCCACUUGCAGCAGCAGAUGCAGUCGAUGCCAAAAGUACAGCCACCCGGCCAGACUGCCCAGGCCCUGAACCCUGCUGCCCAGGCGCAGGCUCAGCCCCCGCUGUUUGGACAUGACCUAGCAGUGGAGAUCCCAGAAGAAGGCUUCUUCCUGGGAUGUGUGUUUGCAAUCAUGGAUUAUCCAGAGCAGGUGUCUGACAAGCAGCUGCUGGCCACCUGGAAAAGGAUUAUCCAGACACAUGGAGGAGCCAUGGACCCCACGUUCUUGAGCCGCUGCACCCACCUGCUCUGUGAGAGCCAGGUCAGCAGGCUGUUCACACAGGCGAUAAAGGAGAGGAAGAGGUGCAUCACGGCGCACUGGCUGAACAUGGUCCUGAAGAAGAAGAAGCUGGUGUCGCCCCAUCAGGCACUGCACUUUCCACUGGCCUUCCUGCUGGGGGACAAGCCGUGCUCCCAGCAUAUUAUCUCUGUGACUGGGUUCGUUGACAGCGACAGGGACGACCUGAAGCGAAUGGUGUAUCUGGCAGGAGCCAAGUACACGGGCUACCUGUGCCACAGCAACACCAUCCUCAUCUGCAGAGAACCAACUGGUUUAAAGUACGAGAAAGCCAAAGAGUGGCAGAUCCCGUGAGUGAAUGUCAAGUGGCUGGGGGACAUCCUGCUGGGGAACUUCGAGGCCCUGCAGCAGACACAGUAUGGCUGCUACACCGCCUUUGGCCUGCAGGACCCCUUUGCCCCGACCCCACACCUGGUGGUGAACCUCCUGGAUGCUUGGAGAGUUCCGUUGAAAGUGUCAGCAGAGUUGCUGAUGGAAUGUCACCUUAGUCAUCUUACUGGUGUAAGACUACCUCCCAAACCGAAGCAGAAUGAAGUAACUAAUAUCCAGCCUUCUUCCAAAAGUGCCAGAAUCGAAGACAUUCCACCUCCCUCCAAGAAGUUACCACCGGAACUGACCCCUUUUGUGCUUUUCACUGGAUUUGAGUCUGUUCAAGUUCAAGAGUACAUAAAGAAGCUCCACAUCCUGGGUGGGGAGGUUGCCGAGUCUGCACAGAAGUGCACCCACCUCAUCGCCAGCAAGGUGAAGCAGACCGUCAAGUUCCUGAUGGCCGUUUCCAUGGUGAAGCACAUGGUCACCCCAGAGUGGCUGGAGGAGUGCUUCAAGUGCCAGAAGUUCAUCAACGAGCAGAACUACCGUCUCCGAGAUGCAGAGGCCGAAGUGCUUUUCUCCUUCAGUUUGGAGGAGUCCUUGAGGAGGGCCCACGUUUCUCCACUUUUCAAGGUGAAAUACUUUUACAUCACUCCUGGGAUCUGCCCAAGUCUGUCAACCAUGAAAGCGAUUGUGGAAUGUGCAGGAGGCGAAGUGUUGUCUAAAAAACCAUCUAUCAGGAAACUCAUGGAACAUAAACAGGAUAAGAGUUUGUCAGAAAUAAUUUUAAUAGCCUGUGAAAAUGACCUUCACUUGUGUCAAGAGUAUUUUGCCAGAGGAAUAGAUGUUCAUAAUGCAGAGUUUGUUCUCACUGGAGUGCUCACUCAGACACUGGACUAUGAGUCAUAUCCUUUCAGAAGCCUGAGAGCAGCCGUUGUCGUCCUGCCGCAGGCGGUGGCCUGGGCUGCAGGGCCUGGCAUGUGCCCUGCAGAAGAAAGGAGGGGCUGGUUUUCUGUGGUGGGGCUUCGGGCACCUGGGGCUCUUAAUCUGAACUUGGGGACCUUGUUGGGUGUUGACACUGGUCCACACUGCUCACAGCACUGGCUCCACGAGCUCCGGGAGCACUCCAGCACCGGCAGGGCCUUCACCCGCAGAGAAACAGCUGAAAUGAGCCUCCCGUGGCUGUGCCAUGGGCUGAUCUCUACCACUGCCUCUGGCUCUGUCCAAGUGGCACAUUCGGAACAUGCAAGUGGACAGUGGGGGCUCCGUGGCUGGGACAGGCAGCAGGUGGCCCAGAAGGCGAGGAGGCUGCCUUCUGCAGCAGGGAGGCCGUGGAGGCAGGCAGAUCCUCCCUCUGAAGGAGGGAGAGGUGGUGGGGAUCGUCGAGUGCUCCAGGGGCUGGUGGAAGACAUCAUCGAGGAGGUGGAAGUGGUGGCAGCAGAGGAGCAGGAGAAGGUGUCCGUGCAGGAGAGGGACGAGGGCCCGGAGGAGCAGGGCCAGGAACAUCCAAGGACUGGAGCCUCGAGGGACCAGCCCUCAAUAGAGGCAAUGUGGGCUUGGGCUACCCUGCAGGUAGAGCCGAGCUAUGCCAAAGAGCAGGACCUAAGAGCUAUUGUGCGGCUAUGGAGGAAUGACAACCAGAGGAGAAAGCGUCACCUCCAUCAGAGAAGUGCCGUCAUCCAGGGCCUUACUGGCUUCUGA
Dama dama (fallow deer) is the source of this 2958-nucleotide messenger RNA. RefSeq names its product PAX-interacting protein 1-like. Gene Ontology annotation, cellular component: nucleus. NCBI's taxonomy places the organism in Eukaryota, Metazoa, Chordata, Mammalia, Artiodactyla, Cervidae. The record is from RefSeq and is a predicted model, not a curated record. Gene Ontology annotation, biological process: positive regulation of transcription initiation by RNA polymerase II.